GGCUAAAAUCCCAAAACAGACCUCUAACUGUCAAAUUGAAUGCACAGUUUUGUUAACAAACUUCUGAAUCGUAGCUAAAAACAGUUUUGGCGUCAAGAAAAUAAUUUCAAGAGUCGGCUGAUGGCCAUUAAAGCGAAGGCAGUCAGUCUAUCCAACCUGAAAUCACGGCAUUUCGAGAAAAUUUAGGCUGCACCCAUUUUCGUAGAGGAAGCCCUAACAGCUUUUGACACCUUCAACUUCAUUUCUGUUAUAAUUUAUUCCUGUAAUUAAAGACCAGCUGGCAUUCUUCUUUUCUUUAAAUUAGCUUUCUCUGGACAUUUAAAUCUUUACCCAAUUGGAGGAGUGUUCGUUUUGUUUUUUCAUCUGACUGGAUCAGUCAGGAGCACCUGAUGGAUAUGAUUUGGUUGAGCCAUUUAUGAGGGACGAUCCAGAAAAUUUGAGAGAAACUAAAACAUCUGCAAUGUCUGAUAUUAUGUGGAGAUCAAGGAGCAGUGAGGUUAUCUUACUGUGUGUUGCAUUAAUAUCACUCGCUUGUGUCAUUCUCUCCUACACGACAAAGCCAAAUCAGCUGAUUAAAUGGCUUCCGGCGAAAAGCCUUUCUGUUGGAAAUUCAUCGACCAAAUGUACCGACCUGAUCAAAGAACCUCCACAGCUGGAUACAAUUUUGCAAAGGGCUGACAUGGGUAAUAAGACAGUGAUAAUAACCACAUUGAAUCAGGCUUGGGCAACACCAAAUUCCAUGAUAGAUCUUUUCUUGGAGACCUUUCACACUGGGGAAGAAACUAGCAGGUUGUUGAAUCAUCUGGUUAUAGUUGCUCUGGAUCAGAAGGCUUAUAAUCGGUGCAUAUCCAUCCAUCCUCACUGCUUCAUCCUCAAGACUGAGGGUAUUGACUUUUCCGGGGAGAAGCUUUUUAUGACUGAUGAUUACUUGAAGAUGAUGUGGAGAAGAAUUGAUUUCCUCAGAACUGUGCUUGAAAUGGGAUAUAGCUUCAUUUUCACGGAUGCAGAUAUAAUGUGGUUGAGAAAUCCUUUCGACCAUUUUAAAACAGAUGCAGAUUUCCAAAUUGCUUGUGAUCGUUAUAAUGGCAAGCCCACAGAUUUGAAGAACACUGCAAAUGGAGGAUUCAACUAUGUAAGAUCUAAUAAUCGGACAAUACAAUUCUAUAGAUAUUGGUACUCCUCACAUGAGUUUUAUCCAGGAAAGCACGACCAAGAUGUGCUAAAUUCUAUCAAGCACAAUAAGGAGAUCAGGAGAAUAGGAUUGUCAAUGAGAUUCUUGGAUACAAGAUAUUUUGGCGGCUUUUGUGAACCACGCAAGGAUUUUACGAAGAUUUGCACCAUGCAUGCCAACUGUUGUAUUGGAUUGAGCAACAAGCUUCAUGAUUUAAGAAUAAUGCUCGCAGAUUGGAGAAAUUUUCAGUCUUUGACUGUUCAAGAGAGAUUGGCCCAAAAACCAUUGUGGAGAACUCCAAUGCAAUGCAAGAUUUAAUGCAACAGUGAAAUCGAUUCCAUGAAGAGAAAAUGAGUAUUUUAGAAUGCUUGUAAGAUAGACUUUUCUCUUGUAUUUUUUUCCUUUUAUUAUGGUGUUUUUUAAUAUGACUAGGAACGUUUAGGAAAGGCAAGGCGUUGUAUAUCUUGUAUGUAAAAUGUUAUGUAUUUCAUAACUGAAUAACUUUUUUUUGUUAGGAGAUGUUAUAUAUGAUACGUGUAUUUAAUGUGGGUGUUUAAUUGUGGUAGUAUUAGUACAUAAUCAAUUUUUAUUCA
This is a messenger RNA of Cryptomeria japonica (Japanese cedar), 1764 nucleotides long. RefSeq lists its product as uncharacterized. Lineage: Eukaryota; Viridiplantae; Streptophyta; Pinopsida; Cupressales; Cupressaceae. The record is from RefSeq and is a predicted model, not a curated record. The transcript has 3 exons. The coding region runs from base 416 to 1489 and encodes 357 amino acids.